Rosa chinensis is the source of this 1359-nucleotide messenger RNA. RefSeq names its product probable peroxidase 26. Gene Ontology annotation, biological process: hydrogen peroxide catabolic process; response to oxidative stress. Lineage: Eukaryota; Viridiplantae; Streptophyta; Magnoliopsida; Rosales; Rosaceae. The record is from RefSeq and is a predicted model, not a curated record. Gene Ontology annotation, molecular function: heme binding; peroxidase activity. Gene Ontology annotation, cellular component: plant-type cell wall; plasmodesma. Bases 168 to 1199 code for a protein of 343 amino acids. The transcript has 4 exons.
UUUAUUAACAAUACUUAAUUGGAUGGCAGCAUAGGUCGGUUUCGGUUCUUCUUUGAUCUGAUAUAUAUACAAGCUAUCUCGUAAGGGUUGUAUAUACUUGUUAGUGUUAGAUACAUAGCAGCACACAGCGUAAGUAGCUAAGUUCUUGGUGGGAGGAGAAGAAGAAAAUGACAAGAAACGAAAGAAUAUUUGUGUUUCUUGUGGUCCUUCCACUUCUAGUGUCUCUGUGUUCGUCGGCGACCUUGGCUCCUUCUUCAAAACCACCACCACCACCACCAAAGCAAAACAAGUUGACCUGGCAUUACUAUAAAGUCACUAACACAUGCCGCGAUGCAGAAGCUUUCAUCCAGCACCAGGUCAAGAAGUUUUGGGACCAGGAUAAAAGCAUCACCGCUAAGCUUCUCCGGUUGCUCUACUCUGACUGCUUCGUAACUGGUUGUGAUGCAUCAGUACUGCUGGAUGGUCCAAACUCUGAGAAAACAGCAUCACAGAAUUGGGGACUGGGAGGUUUCUAUUUCAUCGACAAAGUCAAAAAAGUUCUUGAACAUUACUGCCCCGGUGCCGUCUCGUGUGCUGAUAUUCUCAACCUUGCCACCAGGGAUGCUGUUCAUUUGGCUGGUGCACCGUCUUAUCCUGUUCUUACAGGCCGAAGGGACGGCCUAACAUCAAGCAGAUCAUCAGUCGACCUUCCCUCACCCUCCAUUUCAUGGCAGGCUUCACUUGACUACUUCAAAUCCAGAGGCUUGAAUGUAUUGGAUAUGACUACUCUACUAGGUUCACAUUCAAUGGGUAAAACACAUUGUAGCUUCAUUUUGGAUCGGCUCUACAAUUUUAAUGGCACAAACAAGCCAGACCCAAGCAUGGAACCCUCAUUCUUAUCCUCCAUGAGGAAGUUAUGCCCACCAAGAACUACAAAGGGACAGAGUGACCCGCUGGUGUACCUAAACCCCCAAUCUGGGGCCAAUUACAAUUUUACACAAUCCUACUACUCCAGAGUUUUAUCCAAGAAAGCUGUGCUGGGAGUCGACCAGCAGCUACUGUUUGGUGAAGACACCAAGGAUAUCACCGAUGAGUUUGCUGCUGGUUUUGAAGAUUUUCGGAGGUCAUAUGCUUACUCAAUGAGCAGAAUGGGUGCUAUCAAGGUUUUGACAGGUAACCAGGGAGAGAUACGCCGGAAUUGCCGAGUUCCAAACCACUAGGAUGGGGUUGGCAUCUGAUAUUGAGAAGAGCAAGGGCAUUACUCAGUUGGCUCGUAUUGUGUUUUUGUUUUGGUCAAGCAUAAAUAAUUCAUAAUGACCCGAAGAAAUAGUACAUUUCCAAUUCACAAAAUAAAAGAAUCUCAAGUUUCAAUUUUGGAUA